AUGCGGGCGGCGCGCAGCGGCACCAAGGACGGGCUGGAGCGCACGCGCAUGGCCGUGCUGCGCCGCGUCACCUUCCUGCAGCGCCGCGACGGACCAGGGGACGGGGAGCGCAGGAGGAGCGCGGCCGGGGCGGAGCAGCCGCCGCGCUCCCGCCGGAGCUCCCGGCUUUCCCUGGAGCAGCCGAGGGAUUGGGGAUUUUGGGCUCAGAGCUGUGCCUGCCUUUCCCAAAUCCGGGAUGGGGAUUCCGGGCUCAGGCUCCCGUGCCCGCAGGUGCUCCGCCGGCACAUCCUGGGCUCCAUCGUGCAGAGCGAGCGCAGCUACGUGGACUCCCUGAGGCGCAUCCUGCAGGAUUACCGGGACCCGCUGCUGGAGAUGGAGCCCAAGGUGCUGAGCGCCCGCAAGUGCCAGGUGGUGUUCUUCCGGCUCAGGGAGAUCCUGCAGUGCCACUCCAUGUUCCAGAUCGCCCUGGCCUCCCGCGUGGCCGAGUGGGAUUCCAACGAGAAGAUCGGCGACCUCUUCGUGGCCUCGUUCUCCAAGUCCAUGGUGCUGGACGUCUACAGCGACUACGUCAACAACUUCACGGCGGCCAUGUCCCUGAUCAAGAAGGCCUGUCUGACCAAACCCGCCUUCCUGGACUUCCUCAAGAAGCGGCAGAUGGCCAGCGCCGACCGCGUCACGCUCUACGGGCUGAUGGUGAAGCCCAUCCAGAGGUUCCCCCAGUUCAUCCUCCUCCUGCAGGACAUGCUGAAGAACACCCCGCGCGGCCACGCCGACCGCCUGUCCCUGCAGCUGGCGCUGACCGAGCUGGAGACGCUGGCCGAGAAGCUCAACGAGCAGAAGCGCUUGGCCGACCAGGUGGCCGAGAUGCAGCAGCUCAGCAAGAGCAUCAGCGACCGCAGCAGCUUCAACAAGCUGCUGAGCUCGGGGCAGCGGCAGCUGCUGCUGUGCGAGACGCUGACCGAGACGGUGUACGGGGACCGCGGGCAGCUGCUCAAGUCCAAGGAGAGGAAGGUGUUCCUGCUCAGCGACCUCCUGGUCUGCGCCAACGUCAACUUCAAGGGCCAGCUGGAAAUCAGCAGCCUGGUGCCCCUGGGCCCCAGGUACGUGCUGAAGUGGAAUAAGGUCUACCUGGGCCCCCCGCGGCUCUUCCAGGAGCUGCAGGACCUGCAGAAGGACCUGGCGGUGGUGGAGCAGAUCACGCUGCUCGUCAGCACCCUGCACGGCACCUACCAGAACCUGAACAUGACGGUGGCCCAGGACUGGUGCCUGGCCCUGCAGAGGAUGAUGAAGGUCAAGGAGGAGGAGAUCCACUCGGCCAACAAGUGCCGCCUGCGGCUGCUGCUGCCCGGGAAACCCGACAAGUCCGGCCGCCCCAUCAGCGUCAUGGUGGUGUUCAUCACGCCCAGCCCCCUGAGCAAGAUCUGCUGGGUGAACCGGCUGCACCUGGCCAAGAUGGGCCUGCGGGAGGAGAACCAGCCGGGCUGGCUCUGCCCCGACGAGGACACCAAGAGCCGAGCUCCCUUCUGCUGCCCCGUCCUGUGCUGCCACAUUCCAGCCUUCUCCUCCAAAGCCUUGGAUCUGCAGCUCGGCGCCGCCGUGCACAACCCCGUGCGCUCCUCGCUGCUGGGCUGCGCCGCCGUCAGCACCUCCCUGCCCCAGGGCUUCCUCUGGGUGAGCGCCGAGCCGGGAUUGGGAUUGGUAUUGGGAUUGGGAUUGGGAUUGGGGCUGAUUCCAAUGAUCCCGAUCCCGUUCUCUCCCUGUGCUCCGGGGCUGAUCCCGAUGAUCCCGAUCUCCCGAUCCCGUUCUCUCCCCACCGUGCUGGUGUUCGGGGCGGUGGCGGCGGGGACGCCGGUGCUGCAGCGCUGCCGCGUGCCGGGCGCGGCGCCCGUGCUGAGCCUGCGGAGCAGCCGCGCGUUCCUGCUGGCCGGGCUGCAGGACGGCAGCGUGGCCGCCUUCCCCCGCACCCCCGCACCGUUUCGAGGCGCACCCCGAGCCCGCGGCGGCCGUGACGCUGAUGGUGCGGGAGGGCAGCGGGGUGUGGAUGUUCCCGGGAAUUCCGGGAAUGUUGGGAAUUCCGGGAAUGUGGGUAAUCCCGGGAAUGUUGGGGUCCCCCAGCACCGUUUCGAGGCGCACCCCGAGCCCGCGGCGGCCGUGACGCUGAUGGUGCGGGCGGGCAGCGGGGUGUGGAUGGCCUUCGCCGAGGGUUCCUCCAUCCGCCUGUUCCACACCGAGACCCAGGAGCACCUCCAGGAGAUCAACGUGGCCACCAGGACCACCCUGCUGCUGCCCGGGCAGAAGCAGGUGCGCGUCACCAGCCUCCUGCUGUGCCAGGGCUCGCUCUGGGUGGGGACGGAUCUGGGAAUCAUCGUCCUGCUGCCCGUGCCGCGCCUGGAGGGCAUCCCGAAAAUCACCGGGAAGGGGAUGGUGUCCCUGAACGGCCACGCCGGCCCCGUGCAGUUCCUGGCGCUGGCUCUGAGCCCUUUGGCCCCCGACGCCCUCCGCACCGAGCAGGACGAGCCCGACGAGCCCGAGGAGGAGAAAUCCCCGGAUCCGGAGGGGCUCCAGCCGCGGGAAAUGCGGAAAAAAGGGAUUUUGUUACAAUACCGGCUGCGCUCCACGGCCCACCUGCCCGGCCAGCUGCUCUCCGUGCGGGAAGCGGCGCCGGGAUCGCCGGGAACACCGGGACACGCCGAGGAGGACGGAUCCAUCUACGAGCUGGCCGACGAUCCCGACGUGUGGGUGCGAAGCCGGCCCUGCUCCCGGGAUUCUUCCCGCAAGGAAAUCUCCUCCGUGGCCAUCGUCUCCGGAGGCCGCGGCUACCGGGAUUUCCGGGCGGAAUCCGCGCGCCGCUCCGGAGCCGCCGACAGCUCCCUGCUCAUCUGGCAGCUCCCGCUGGCGCUGUGAGCCUGCCCGGAAUUCCCGAAUUUCCUACCUCAGGAAUGCCCCGAAUUCCCGGGAGCGGCGCCGCCCUGGGCGCUUGAGCCGCUGCGAGGAAAAAAAAACUGGGAAAAACGUGGGAAUCUCCCCCAGAUCCGGCGGAUCUGGAGUUGGGAGCGGCGGGGUUUUCCCGGUUUCCCUGCGUGUGCGUGUGUGUGCGUGUGCGUGGGUAAUCCCUAGAGAUAGAAAUCCCUGGAUUAUAAAUAGGCUGUAAAUUAUUACCUGUAAAAAGAAGGAAUCUGUAUAUAUUGGGAAUGCCGGGAAGAGCGGGAGCAGCUCCCGAAAAAGCGGCUCCGGCUGCAAUAUCCACUCCUGUUCCCGACUGGGAAUUUGAGGGUCUGGAAUUCGAGGUACUGAAAUCCCCUGGAUUUGGGAGCCGAGCCUGCUCGGCUUCCCAAGGAAAGGAAAACAGGGGGAGUGUGGAAAUAAAUCCCAUAGGAAUGGC
Lonchura striata (white-rumped munia) is the source of this 3382-nucleotide messenger RNA. The record is from RefSeq and is a predicted model, not a curated record. Lineage: Eukaryota; Metazoa; Chordata; Aves; Passeriformes; Estrildidae.